ACUCAAACAUUUACAUUUUAAGUGAGGGGUUCGAGGAAAAAGAAAACAAAAUGCCACCAGUGAAAUGCCAACACUCAUCCCCUGAAGAUACCGUUUCCACUGGAUAAACCAGUUACACCGAGUUCUCAGAAGCAUCUAUCAGUUGCAGUAGAGAAAAAUUCCCUUCUUCCUCUUUGAAUGACAAUCAACGGCCUUUUGCAAAACAGCUAUUUGUCUCAGUUCUGGUACCAUUUAGCAGAGGUCAAAGCAUCUUGAUGCCGCAUGUUUUUGCGCAUGAAGUCACCAAAGCUCUUUGUGUUGCCCGUGCGCGUUGCACGUACGCGUGCGUGCACUUGUGAGCGUUGGCGUCUCUCGAAGGCACCGAGGGGCACGCGAGCGGCCGAAUCGCCGCUGCACAAAGACCGGUUUGUCCUCUUGUCUUUCCUGGACAUCACUUCCUUCACUGCAUGCAAAGCGUUCACAGCCCUUUAUCUUUCAGACAAUGCCGUGCGCUCGCGCUUUCUAGGAACAGAUAUAAAACACAGCAUUUGUUUGAGAGGGAACAAACAGCCGUGGCCACCUCCACCUCUGGUUGGAAUCCGCUGUCCAGGGUGGGGCCCGAAACAGGUGGAACGAUCCUGCUCCUCGCUGGUCAUCACCUCGCGCAGCUGAACAGAGCUACCCAGAGGAUCAGCGCACUGAACAUUAACAGAGAUGCUGCCAGAGUCUAUGUUUUCUUCGGAAUCUGACUACUCUUACAAAAUCUUCGCCAUUAUGGAGGUAUGGGAGAAAACGCAUCUGUGUCACACGGACAACAAGCACAAGUACUUUUUACUUCUGCUCUUCAAGCUGGGGCUGGACCUAGCCGUCUUCCGCCUGUGCUCCCGCAAGUGGUACGCCUACUUUUUGGGCAUGUGCAGCUUCUCCAUCAUACUGGUUGACCUGGCGCUGACGGUUUUGAUGGCGACGGUGUGGUUUCUGGGCGCCGGAGGCUCGUUUCUGUCCGCCUGCUUUCUCUUGUCCAAUGCCUCGGUGACGUACGGAGCGCUGCCGCUGCCCAUGCUCGCCUUGGGUUUACUUGACUACACUUUGCAAGGCACCUGCAGGACCUGGUGCAGAGCGCUGAGGAACGCGGCCAUGACUUUGCUGAUGUGGUUCGUCGCGGUGACGUACUCCCUCCUCUCAGUCACCGCCGAGCUGAGGGAGCUGGAGUACGAGACGGGGAAGAAGGCUCUGGUGUGUGAAACGCAGCAGUCGAAGCUGAUCACCUACUUUGUUGUGAUAGUUUCCACUGCGGUGGUUUUUGCAUUCUUUCCGUUUUUAGCCAGCGUCCCUCGCUGGAUAAGAGAGGCCGACAGGUUAUGCAAAUCGAGGGAGGAGAAAGAGGACAAGGGGAGCGACCUAUUCUUCACCGGGGACUCCUGCAAAGUCACAACCAGCUUUGAGGAGGACUAUCAGGAGCCCCGGCCGCCGCUGUGGUUCAGCCUGACGCUGGGCUUCGCCACCUUCUGGAUGCCCUUCCUUUUCGUGUCCGUAACCUGCCUGGCCCUUGGUUUCGAAGUGCCGGCCUACAUCUCCGUCAACCUUCUGUGGCUGGAGUGCGCCAACAGUUUGCUGGUGGGGGGGCUGUUCUGGGGACAGAGCAAGACGCAGGGGCCUUACAACAACCUGCCGGAAAACGUGUGCUUGUGGCCGGUUUACUGGCACCUGACCAACGGAACGAGGAACCAUCCACUGCCGGUGGCCGUGUCCAACCCGUCCAACUCGUCCAAAGAGAAGAAAAACCUUUUAUCGUACGUCUGAGCAGGUUUGACGGAAAACUAAACCUGCGCACACUGACUUAUUUUUUGGACACGUCUCUCCAGCAAAUGCCAACGUUGAGAAAAAAGACUUUGAAAUGUAACUCCGUGAGGGGCAGUGGGGCAGAAAAACUGUGAUCGCAUAAGCUUUUAUACAAUGGAAAGAUUUACAUGAAGGUACGAGAUACUGCACAGGUUCUAAAUGUCAGGAAGACAAUAAUUAAAAAAAAAAAAAAAAAAAAGAUCUGGAUGUGGGAUACUGUUUUUUUUCAUUUUCAUACAUGUCUUUGUAUUUUUAACACAUUCUUUCCUCUGCUUUGUGCUCCCUUUCGCCUAUGUUUUGUUAUACAUAUUCCCAAUUAAGCCCCUCCCAUUUAAAUGUUGUGCCGUUUCUGUUGUCAGACAAAUGCAAGGAAAUAGCAUCUGUUAACCAUCACCAGCAAAUUUUGAAGUUUAUUUGUAUUGUCUUUUUUCAACUCAACCUUCAAUAAUUGCACAUUUUUUUUGGAGACUUGUUUGUGAGACUUUGCUUAAGGUGUUGAAAAUGGGUAUAGACUUAAAAUAAAUAACAAUAUAAUAAAUAAUAGAAAUGCUUUGUAGGUGAUUUACAUGAAUUCCAUUUUGAGUGUUUGUUCUUAUGAUGUACAGCUUUAUAUGACUGUUCUUAAUAAAAUGUUCUGAAAUACA
Mugil cephalus (flathead mullet) is the source of this 2465-nucleotide messenger RNA. RefSeq names its product probable G-protein coupled receptor 160. The record is from RefSeq and is a predicted model, not a curated record. NCBI's taxonomy places the organism in Eukaryota, Metazoa, Chordata, Actinopteri, Mugiliformes, Mugilidae. Gene Ontology annotation, cellular component: plasma membrane; signaling receptor complex. The transcript is spliced from 3 exons. The coding region runs from base 694 to 1782 and encodes 362 amino acids.